AUGGGAAAUUGUCAAAUGAAAAGAAACCAUUCAAAUGAUGACUAUGACUCCGACGACGAAAAAAUCACCGGGGAAAAAUAUCCUCGGCAUUAUCGAUUCAUUGACGGGCAACGAUAUCAUAACUCGCGAAAUUCUGUUUACUGUCUACCGUCAGACGAGAAAGAAUGUGAGCGACUAAAUAUACAGCAUUACAUGUAUCGGUAUAUAUGGCAGAGUAAUUUCUCGGCGAAGGUGGAGCAGAAAAUGAUAAAUGAUAGUGGCGUAAAAGUACUUGAUGUUGGUUGUGGGCCAGGAACAUGGUUACUUGAAAUGAGCUCUGAAUUUCCGAAAUGUCAUUUCACAGGGAUCGAUAUUUUCCCAAGCAUGUUUCCCGAAGUGAAACCGAGAAAUGCACAAUUCAUCAAAGCAAAUGUCCUUGAUGGACUGCCCUUUGAUGAUGAUACAUUUGAUUUUGUACAUAUGCGAUUUUUGUGUAUUGCGUUCACCGAAGAUGAAUGGGAACACAAAGUUAUACCGGAAUUAACGCGUCUGGUGAAACCGGGAGGAUACCUCGAGAUUAUGGAGGCGGAUUUACAGUUUAAGAAUAUAGGAAGUAACGGGAAAAUAUUUGUGGAUGCAUGGCUCCAAGAUCUAUCCUCUCGCUUCAUCAACCCAUUAAUAAUUCACAAACUUGAAGGAUACCUACACGCCACACCCGCUCUUCAAGAUAUAACUUCAGAACGCCGGCCAAAUCCCGUCGGCGACUGGGGCAGCCGUGUUGGGAAAGUAGCCGCAGAUGUUUUCGUCUCGCUAAUACGAUCUCUUGAGACACGACUCAUUGAUCGAAUGGGUCUAACGUCGGCCGAGUUUCAGGAGUUGAUAGAGUUUGCCGCGCAUGAGUUCAACGAAAAUAAAACUUUCUCGGUUAGCUGUCGUGUAUAUGCGAGGAAGUUAUGCGAUGAUGAUGGAAUAAAGGAAGGGAGUUCUACGUUAACGUCACCGACCGCUAUGAUAAGCAAUGUUGAUGCGAAGACGAGACAUUCAAAGGAACUCUCGCAAAA
Messenger RNA from Ambispora gerdemannii, 1040 nucleotides. The record is from the annotation of a GenBank genome assembly. NCBI's taxonomy places the organism in Eukaryota, Fungi, Glomeromycota, Glomeromycetes, Archaeosporales, Ambisporaceae.